AUGAGGAUCGUCAACAUGGGUCCAGAUCCUUCCCUGACUUAUCGGCCCAAUGUGGAGGAGAUGAAAAAAGAGAAGGAAGAGUACAGAAACUAUGAGAAUGGAGAUUUGAUCGAUCGAGUUUUUAAUACCUACAAACUGAUGCACACCAACCAGACCCUGAAGUUUGUCAAGCAGAAGCACGCAGAGUGGACCUGCUUCAGCCACAGUGAGAUGGGGAUGAUGGAGGCCGUCAUGUCCCUGGACCAGCUGGUGGAUGAGUCCGACCCAGAUGUGGACUUCCCCAACUCUUUCCACGCCUUUCAGACCGCAGAGGGCAUCCGCAGGGAGCACCCCGAUAAAGACUGGUUCCCGCUGGUGGGGCUCAUCCACGACGUGGGCAAGAUGAUGGCACUGUGGGACGAGCCGCAGUGGGCUGUGGUUGGAGACACCUUUCCAGUCGGGUGCAAGUUUCAAAAAAAUAUUGUUUUCCGUGACACUUCUUUCCAAGAAAAUCCAGAUGAGAGAAACCCAAACUACAACACUGAAUGCGGCAUCUAUGAAACGCAGUGUGGGUUGGACAAAGUGCUCAUGUCCUGGGGUCACGAUGAAUAUUUGUACCGGGUUUUGAAGUUUAACAACUGCUCCAUCCCGGAUGAGGGGUUGUACAUGAUCCGCUUUCAUUCCUUCUACCCCUGGCAUUCACACGGAGACUACUUCCAUCUGUGCAACGACCGGGACCUCCAGAUGCUGCCCUGGGUCAAAGAGUUUAACCAAUUUGACUUGUACACAAAGACAACAGAGCUGCCGGACGUGGAGCAGCUGAAGCCAUAUUACCAGACUCUUAUUGACAAAUACUGCCCCGGAAUCCUCAAGUGGUGA
This is a messenger RNA of Knipowitschia caucasica, 858 nucleotides long. The record is from the annotation of a GenBank genome assembly. Lineage: Eukaryota; Metazoa; Chordata; Actinopteri; Gobiiformes; Gobiidae.